Rattus norvegicus (Norway rat) is the source of this 333-nucleotide messenger RNA. NCBI's taxonomy places the organism in Eukaryota, Metazoa, Chordata, Mammalia, Rodentia, Muridae. The record is from RefSeq and is a predicted model, not a curated record.
AUGCAGCUCUUUGUCCAUGCCCAGGAACUACACACCCUCGAGGUGACUGUCCAGAAGAUAGUCGCCCAGAUCAAAGCUCAUGUGGUCUCACUGGAAGGCAUUGCUCUUGAAGAUCAAGUUGUGCUUCUGGUAGACUUGUUGAAGGAUGAAGCCACCCUAGACCAGUGUGGUAUAGAGGCCCUGACCACUCUGGAGGUAGCUGGCUGCAUGUUAGGAGGUAAAUUUCAUGGUUCCCUGGCUCGUGCUGGAAAAGUGAGAAGUCAGGCUGCCAAGGUGACCAAACAUGAAAAGAAGAAGACAGGCCAGGCCAAGAGACAAAUGCAGUGCAACUGA